AUGCGCGCGACGGCGACGCGCGCGGGCGAGACGGGCUACCCGCCCGUGCGCAAGCUGCCGCAGAACGAGAAGCUGCGCAUCCUCGUGACGGGGGGCGCGGGCUUCGUCGGGUCGAACCUCGUGGACAAGCUCAUGCGCGGCGGGCACGAGGUCACGGUCCUCGACAACUUAUUUACCGGAAGAAAGAAGAACAUCGAGCACUGGUUCAACCACCCCCACUUCCAGUUCAUCGUCGGCGACGUCGUCGAGUCCAUCAUGCUCGAGGUCGACCAGAUCUACCACUUGGCGUGCCCCGCGUCGCCGCCGCACUACCAGUACAACCCCAUCAAGACGAUAAAGACGUCGACGGAGGGCACGCUCAACAUGCUGGGUUUGGCCAAGCGCGUGAACGCGCGCAUGCUCCUGGCGUCGACGUCGGAGAUCUACGGCGACCCGGAGGUCCACCCCCAGGUCGAGACGUACUGGGGCAACGUGAACCCGAUCGGGCCGCGCGCGUGCUACGACGAGGGCAAACGGGUCGCGGAGACGAUGAUGUACUCCUACAACCGCCAGCUCGGCGUCGAGGUACGGGUCGCGCGCAUCUUCAACACCUUCGGGCGGCGCAUGCACCCCAACGACGGCCGCGUCGUCUCCAACUUCAUCAUCCAGGCGUUGCAGAACAAGGACAUCACGCUCUACGGCGACGGCAGCCAGACGCGGUCCUUCCAGUUCGUCGACGAUUUGGUGGACGGGUUGCACGCGUUGAUGAACAGCAACUACAGCCUCCCCGUGAACCUGGGCAACCCGGACGAAUACACGGUCGCGGGCUUCGCGGAGACGAUCAAGAAGCUCACGGGGAGCCGCUCGAAGAUCGUCAGGCUGCCCGCGACGACCGACGACCCGCGCCAGCGCAAGCCCGACAUCACCACGGCCAAGACCCACAUCGGCUGGCAGCCCAAGUGGACCGUCGGCCGCGGCCUCGCCGAGACGAUCGAGUACUUCAAGCGCGAGCUCGCGGACAUGGGCGGCUCCAUCACGCCCACGGGCCCGCUCGCGUCGAAGCCGCGCCCCCGCGCCGACGGCCGCCGAUGA
Molecule: messenger RNA, 1071 nt
Organism: Aureococcus anophagefferens
Lineage: Eukaryota; Pelagophyceae; Pelagomonadales; Pelagomonadaceae
Gene: UXS1
Exons: 1
Coding region: 1-1071 (356 amino acids)
Biological process (GO): D-xylose metabolic process
Cellular component (GO): cytoplasm
Molecular function (GO): NAD+ binding; UDP-glucuronate decarboxylase activity
Source: RefSeq, a predicted model, not a curated record